AUGGAGGAGAUGAAGCAAAUGGUUGAGAAAUUUGAGAGUGAGUUCGAUGCCUUUGAAAAACGCUAUGAGCAAUGCAUUGAACUCUCCGAAAAGAUAAAGGCAGACAAAAACGCUUGCAAACGUGACAUCAAGCACUACAAAAUGUACAUCAGGAUGCUUCGAUCCAAGCUCUCUCAGCUCGAAUCAUCUCCUAGCGUACAUGACCAAGGGGAGAUAGCUGUGAUGAAGAAUAGUUUUGAAGACAAGGUUCACGUUCUUCGAGAUAUGGAAGACUGCCUCCCCAAACAGAACGGGCUAUAUUUGAGAAUUAUCCUUGGAACCGUGGACGUUUCCUUCACGAGUAAGCAGGAUAAAUUUGAAUACAAAAACAACUACGAGAAUUUCAAGAUCACUGUCUCUGCUAUCAUUAGCAUCUACGCUCUCUUCCUUUACUUCUUCAAUCAGUACAGCAUAUUGGAUUCAAUAAUCCAUCUUCUCAUUGUUUGGUACUACUGCACUUUGACUAUCCGUGAGCGCAUCCUUAUGCAAAAUGGGUCUCGUAUUAAAGGUUGGUGGGCCAUGUAUCAUUUCAUUCUCACUGCUGAGGCGGCUGUCAUGCUUAUCUGGCCAUCAUCACGAUCCUACUCGGAGUUCCGCGAUCAAUUCAUGCUAUACGUCUUUUAUAUACUCAUUGUUCAGUGCAUGCAGUAUUACUAUCAAAUGGGCUGUCUGUACAAAUUGAGAGCUCUCGGUGAAAGACCUUCCAUGGAUAUAACUGUCGUGCCGUAUGUCGUGAUAUACAUGGCUGCCGCGAAAGCACGCUCUCUGCCGGUUUUACUCAAUGCAGUUAAUCGGAUGCAUCCUUUUAUGUUGAUGUUAGAUGGGUACAUGUCGUGGAUGUCAAGCCGGUUGUCAUUUGUGCUAGUCUUCUUGCUCAGCGCGUACGCUUUCCAGAUCCACAACGCCUAUAUUCUCUACCACAUCUCACAAGCACCCUAUUGCCAGGAGUGGCAGCCAGCAGUCGUCGGACUAAUCUACGCAUUUGUUGCCACUGGUAACCUUCUCACCACACUAAUGGUUGUGAAACAGAAGUUGGCCCUUCUAAAUCCUCGUAAACGCGGCUACCUGAGCAAAAAGUACAGCACCAGCUUCCACUCGGGACCGAAAGGAGUAUCCCAAGACUCUCGAAAAGAGGAGUAG
Molecule: messenger RNA, 1179 nt
Organism: Hydatigera taeniaeformis
Lineage: Eukaryota; Metazoa; Platyhelminthes; Cestoda; Cyclophyllidea; Taeniidae
Source: the annotation of a GenBank genome assembly